GCCAUGCCGGGGCUGGUGGGUGAGGAGGGGCCCCAAGGCUGGAGCCCAGCCCCGGCACUGUAUGAAGAGUACCGCCCUCUGCCACUGGACUCGGUCCGCCUGCCCAGAUACGCGCUGUACCUGCUGUUGGCCGCGCUCCUGGUGGUGGCUGUGGCCUAUGCCAUCGUUGGGCAUCUCAUCAAGGACCUCGCCCACGACCUGGCUGACUGGGCUUUCGGGCCGAAGCCGGACCAGGGGGAUGCCCCCCGGGAGCUGCGCCCCAGCCUGGAGCGGGAGGACCUGGAAGAACUGGACUUUGAGCUGGCCCUGGCCUGGCAGGGUGAUGAGGACACUGGUGCAGCCCAUGAGGGGGUUCCUGAAGAAACCCCCAUGAGGCCUUCCCGCUGCCCCUCCAUCACUUUCAAGGACCCACCCACCCGAAGCUCCUUCUGGAGGCUGCGCUGAGCCAAGCGUCCCUCGGGCCUGGGGACCCAAUUCGGCCCCCUGUGGCCUCUGUAUGACAGGACUUGUGUGCACCGGAGCCUUCUCUUGCCUGAAAAGGCUGU
Molecule: messenger RNA, 545 nt
Organism: Talpa occidentalis (Iberian mole)
Lineage: Eukaryota; Metazoa; Chordata; Mammalia; Eulipotyphla; Talpidae
Gene: SMIM44
Product: small integral membrane protein 44
Exons: 2
Coding region: 4-444 (146 amino acids)
Source: RefSeq, a predicted model, not a curated record